AUGGCGGUUUUGGUGAUGGUUUUUGGGGUGGUUUUGGGACUCUGUAUCUGCACUACCCUGUUGAGAUGGAAUGAGGUGAGAUACAGGAAGAAGGGGCUGCCUCCGGGGACAAUGGGGUGGCCUGUGGUUGGAGAGACUACAGAGUUUUUGAAGCAAGGACCAAGCUUCAUGAGAAACCAGAGAGCAAGGUAUGGAAGCUUAUUCAACUCACACAUAUUGGACUGCCCUACGAUUGUUUCCAUGGAUCCAGAGCUCAACAGGUAUAUACUGUUGAACGAAGGAAAAGGUCUUAUUCCCAGUUACCCCCAGUCCAUGUUGGAUAUUCUGGGGAAAUGCAACAUUGCUGCUGUUCAUGGUCCACUACACAAGUCUAUGAGAGGAGCCCUGGUUAGCCUCAUAAGCCCUGUCAUGAUCAGAGAGCAGCUUCUUCCAAAGAUUGAUAAGUUUAUGAGAUCCCACCUCAGUAACUGGGAUGGAAAAACUAUCGAUAUCCAAGAGAAAACGAAAGAGAUGGCUCUGUUGUCAUCACUCAAUCAGAUUGCUGGCACCGAAUCCAGUUUGAUAGCUGAAGCCUUCAAGCCAGAGUUCUAUAAACUGGUUCUAGGGACCCUUUCACUGCCAAUCAAUCUACCAGGGACAAAUUACAGAUGUAGAUUCCAGGCACGGAAGAAUAUCAUUAGCAUCUUGAAAACAAUCAUAGAGAGAAGACGAGCCUCUUCAUCUAUCCACCAUGACAUGCUUGGUGGCCUAUUGAGAGGAGAAGACUCAAGAUACAAACUCAAUGAUGAAGAGAUUAUUGACCAGCUAAUUACAAUCCUGUAUUCGGGUUACAGAUAG
Molecule: messenger RNA, 837 nt
Organism: Nelumbo nucifera (sacred lotus)
Lineage: Eukaryota; Viridiplantae; Streptophyta; Magnoliopsida; Proteales; Nelumbonaceae
Product: cytochrome P450 85A-like
Biological process (GO): sterol metabolic process; multicellular organism development; brassinosteroid homeostasis
Molecular function (GO): oxidoreductase activity, acting on paired donors, with incorporation or reduction of molecular oxygen; monooxygenase activity; heme binding
Source: RefSeq, a predicted model, not a curated record